CGCGAUGCAUUGUGGUUCAGCACGAAAUUUGAAAAGAAAAUGGCAGCUCUCGACGACGGAAUACCUUCAAGUCCACUUGGAGGAUUUCAGCGAGAUGUUCCUUUGAGGCAGUCGAAUUUAUACACAGGACCAUUUAGAGCUACCCAGAUAUGGAAUGAGGUUAUAGGUCAUCUGAAAGACAAUGUUGAGUUGAAAAAGCGCCGCUACAAGUUGAAAAAUUAUGAAGGUUGCUUCACUGGCACAGAUGCUGUGGAUGUUGUGUUACACUAUCUGCUGAAAGAUCAGGACACUUUCAGCAAUUUGUCAAGAGAAAAGGCUGUCAAGCUUUGCCAAAGUCUGAUGGACAAAAAAGUGUUCCAACCUGUUGGAAGUAAAAACCAGAACCAUCGUCAUCAGUUUGAGGAUAGCAACGGGAAAAUCUAUCACUUUGUGGGUGAACAUAGCAACAAGGAAAAUAUUGCCCCCACACACAGUGACUCUGAGGACGAUCUUGAUGGCCGUGAUGACUUGUGUGAAAAUAUGGAGGAAGGAGACGAUUCCUUUGUCCAAUCUCUUCCUGAACAUUCUAGAAUAAGUGGUGACAGUGACAGUCUUGACAGCCGUUUGAAUUUGUGCUGCAAUACAGAAGAUGGUGAUUCUCGAAAAAGGAAAAAUCUCGACUCAUCACAGAGGGGAUCCAAACGUCAAAAGCUUUUUGCUGGCUCUUCAACGGAGUCGCUUAAUGAUGAUUUGUUAACUAAUGACCAGAUACAGGAUAUCUGGAAGGAGGUAGCUCUCUGUCAACUGCUCACAAUUGUUGAUCUCUCAUUCUUGGACGGAGUGUUAACAGAGGAAAAGGAGAAGGACAAAAGUGGUAAAAAAGCCUUCAAACCAUACGGCACCCCUGUCUCAAACAUUGUUGCUAAGCAUUGGAGUCUGCGAUGCUCCGCUAAAAGUGCAACUCACACCGACCCAUACAUGAAAGCCGCCUUGGAGGUAAUUGCCCACUUACCGAGAGGCAUCUCCAAGUUUGACACGGACUUCACACAGUCGUCAGAUCCAGUGACGAAACUUCAGGCCUACAACAUGAUCUGCGAGCACUACAACGGGAAAUUGGACUCUUUGUUUCCCGAGAGAUUUGCCGAUCUGAACAUCUCGAUAAUGCAGCUGGUAAUGUUGGGGAAGGAGGAGGCUGCUGUGCAAGCCAUGCAGCUCAACAUGGUCUUGUUGCCGUCACGACAGAAAGCAGAGCUGCAGAGACUGCUCAAUUUUAUGGCUGCUGCUGUGCAAGAUCCUGAGCUCAAGCUUGAUUUAGAGAAUGAAAAUGAAAGUGUUGUAUUGACCCACCUGUCAGAUAGCGUGUUGAAGCACAAAGGCUUGGCGUGGGAUCUGAGCUCCGUACUCGUGCAGUUCCUUGUGAAGAAUGCUGGUAGCGUGUUCACCAUCCCAGCCGGUUUCCGUGAAAAAGUGGACAGUCGAACACGAGAGAUGCAAGUUGGGAUUGUGCCCGUCGUUGAAGAAACAGUAUUCUGCAACCAAGUACCCAUCUCUGAGUAUCAACGCCAGAAGGACGAGUGCACCAACGCCAGCCUCGUGCAGAUGAUGAAUCUGAUCAUAGAUAACCCGAAAAUGGCGCUGAAAGAGAAGAAAAACAGACUGCGUCAAUUCAGGAAAUAUCACCCACAUAUCUACUCCAAACACUUCACGGGAAUGAUGUAGUUAUUUAUGGAUAUAUGGCAUGUAAUCAUAUUGAAGACUGUUGUAUAUUUUGUUGCUACUGUUUCGGAAUCAUUGUUAUAAUGAUGCCGUUAACUUCUGUACAUAGAACAUGAGCUGUGAUAUUUGUAUAGAGGCAGUUUUAUUUAUUUUAAUAUAAUUGUUAAAGUGAAUGCAUAGGAUUAUGUGAUUAGAUGUGUUGCGAUGUUGAUCUAGUCAUUUUAGAAUUUCUCCCUAAUAUCAUGAGUAGCAUUUUGAGAUUAUCUCUUGUAAUAAUUGUUGCUUGUAAAAUGUUUAUUUCUUCAAGAAAGGAAACAUUUAUUCUAAGUGUAUUAUUACAGUUUAGUGCAUCAGACAAUGUUAGUGCUUGCGUAUCAUAGUAUGCCACCUUUAUCAUUUAACUGACUAGUGCUGUUUAAGUGCCAAUUAAAAGGAAACUUGAA
Dreissena polymorpha is the source of this 2138-nucleotide messenger RNA. RefSeq names its product DEP domain-containing protein 7-like. NCBI's taxonomy places the organism in Eukaryota, Metazoa, Mollusca, Bivalvia, Myida, Dreissenidae. The transcript has 7 exons. Bases 40 to 1698 code for a protein of 552 amino acids. Gene Ontology annotation, biological process: intracellular signal transduction. The record is from RefSeq and is a predicted model, not a curated record.